Messenger RNA from Lachnellula hyalina, 438 nucleotides. RefSeq names its product Cytochrome c oxidase subunit, mitochondrial (gene cox13). The transcript has 4 exons. Bases 1 to 438 code for a protein of 145 amino acids. Lineage: Eukaryota; Fungi; Ascomycota; Leotiomycetes; Helotiales; Lachnaceae. Gene Ontology annotation, cellular component: mitochondrial inner membrane. The record is from RefSeq and is a predicted model, not a curated record.
AUGUUUCCGCAACGAACCAUGCUGCGCUCCAUGCGCUCUCCAGCUCUCCGCCGCACAAUCCAGCGCCGUCUCGCAAGCACAGAGUCCAAGUUCGCCGGUGCCGAGGACAAUGCCUUCAACCGUGAGAGGCAGGCCGUCAAGGACCACGCUGCUGCUACCAGCGUUACGACGAGGAAUGGCGAGGGAGUCUGGGACGUGGGUAGAAGAGAGGGAUUAACGUUGAGACUUUGUAGUGGUGUGAUCCCGGCCCUGUUGAUCUCGGGCGCUAAUGCGUACAACCUUUGGACUGAGCAUUGGGCGCAUUGGGAGCACCUGCCGCCCCUUGAGGAGAGGACUGAGUACGAGUACCAGAACCUCCGGACAAGGAACUUCUGUUGGGGGGAUGGGGAUAAAACCAUCUUCUGGAACGACAAUGUCAACUACCACAAGAAGGAAUAA